CCUAGUCUCAUUUCCCCUGACAAUAUAUAAAGAUUGUACUGUAGUUAUCCCCAUCAGAAGCACAAACAGAACACUCAACAUGAAGCUGUUACUGAGCCUCCUUGUUGUUUCAACACUACCUCAAUGGGCUGUGCCACAAGUUCUGCCCACGAAGGCUCCGCAGACAGCCGUGGCUGAGCUAGUCAAGGGGGGACACUGGAUCUUCUCAGGGGAGAGCGUGCGUCUGAAGUGCAGUGUUCCUGGGAAUGUGUCGGCCGAGUGGAGGUUCCAGUGGUUCAGGGGGGGAGAGCAGCUCCAGGAGUCUGAGUACUUUGUCCUGUGGAAGGCCAGGCCACAGCAGAGUGGGAAGUACUACUGCCAGGGUCUGAGAACCACAUGGAUAAGCACACAACACACCCUCCUCAGCCUGCCCAUAGAAAUAGUGGUGGACGGUGGGUGGGCCAUCCUGCAGGCCCCGCCCCUGCCCAUGCUGGUUGGAGAGACAAUGACCCUGACGUGUCGUGUCCGUAACAACCCCAGACUGACAGAGGUCAUACUCUACAAGGACGGGGUGGAGCUUCAGAGACAGCCUGGCCCAGAGCUGCGUGUCACCAACCUUAACCUGCAACACGACGGAUCUUAUUGGUGCAGAGCAUCCUGGGAUGGGCGGAGGGAAACCAACUCUGUGAUCUCAGUGGCUACUCCAGUGUCCAUCAUAGAGGUUCUGACAGAGCCCAUGUUGGAGAUUGUGCCCAAUGACCCUCUGACCCAUGAAGACCGUAUGCUCCUGGUGUGUCAUGUCCAACUGAACGCCCGUGAGCCAGUUCCACACAUCCACUACUACUUCUACCAGGAUGGGCUGAGGCUGGGGCCUGCCUCCUCCCAGGACAGAGUCGCAGUAAUGAGGGACUCGGGCCGGUACUGGUGCAAAGCCAGCGUUCCUACUCUGGGGCUGAAGAGGCUCAGCGAGCCCGUACCUUAUGGGCGAGUAACAGGGAUACAUCAGGGACCAGUUGUCUCUCUCCAGCCCAGAGCUCCAUCUAAUCCAGAUCCUAUGAAAAGACCUCCCCAGACCACCACUUCUAACCAGCCUUCUGAGCCCCCUACCUUCCCCGAUGUAUACGGUGAUUCUCCAAACACACUGGCCCCUGUUGUUGGUUCAGAUGAUGGGAGUGGAGGGACUUCUUUUAAACAAUACCAGAGCAAUGUACAUUAUCAGUUUCAGAAUUAGACCCUUUCGAAUCAACUUAGUUCCAUCCCCAAUUUACCCAUUCAUAUGCCUCCAGAAUGUACUUAUGUUUUAUCUACUUUAGUAAAAUAAUAAUUACUAAUUAAUACAAUAUUAUUUUGUCUUUUAUGUUGUGAAUGAAAAAAUGAAUUGUAUUUGCACUGUCAAUUGUAAGCUCAAUGCAAAUAAAUCCAGUCAAAGUCAAA
Molecule: messenger RNA, 1413 nt
Organism: Coregonus clupeaformis (lake whitefish)
Lineage: Eukaryota; Metazoa; Chordata; Actinopteri; Salmoniformes; Salmonidae
Product: Fc receptor-like A
Exons: 6
Coding region: 80-1210 (376 amino acids)
Biological process (GO): cell surface receptor signaling pathway
Molecular function (GO): transmembrane signaling receptor activity
Source: RefSeq, a predicted model, not a curated record